Cannabis sativa is the source of this 1249-nucleotide messenger RNA. RefSeq lists its product as uncharacterized. The transcript has 2 exons. Lineage: Eukaryota; Viridiplantae; Streptophyta; Magnoliopsida; Rosales; Cannabaceae. The coding region runs from base 103 to 783 and encodes 226 amino acids. The record is from RefSeq and is a predicted model, not a curated record.
UCGCAACCCCAACGUUGAGCACACAGUCGGACCAACUCGCAACCCCAACGCUCGCAACCCCGACCCACUCCGACGAACUCCCAACCCCGACCCACUCCGAAAAUGUCAAAGGGAACUGCACAUCUUAUAAUUCCAGUGUCGGACCAUUACACUGGCCGUGUCACAUGGCGCGGGGGUAGUUACUACUACCCGAAGAUUAAGGCUAAAUUUGAAGAAUUCAACCUAUUGGACAGGGUGAGGGAAUCCCCUUUCAAAAUUUUUUUCGAGAGAGCGCCCAUACAAUUUUCUGGAGCAUUUUUUCAUCAGUUGAUGCUUCACAAAAUAAAAUCUGACAAGCCGGACGAGGUGCAUUUCUAUGUGGGAAGGAAGAGAUGUAGAUUUGGGAGGGUGGAGUUCGGCUUGGUCACCGGGUUAAACUUGUUGCCCAGCCCUACUGAGGAAGACAUCAAACAAAAUGGAAGCUCUGACCGGUUGAUUCAGGAAUAUUUCAACGGUAGUGCUUCGAUAACCUUUGGCCAACUGCGUAGAGUUUUUGAGAGCUGCACAGAAGCUGAUGAUGUCUACAAGUUGGGGAUGGCCUUGUUUGUUAUGACCGUCCUCACUGGUAAGGAGGAGAAGACUGUCGUUCCUCCUUUUGUGAUAAGAAUGGUUGAUAACCUUCCAUUCUUCUACGAGUACCCCUGGGGAAAGAUUUCUUACACCAAGCUGAUGGAAACUUGUAACAAGGAUUACUUGGAUGUGAAGAAUAAGAUGUUGAAAAAGAUUGAGAAGGGAGUCACUUAGAAGGAGGCAAAAUACUCAGCCUACGGUUAUGCUGCAGCGUUGCAGUAUUGGGCAUACGAGGCCAUAUUACAGCUGGGCAACGAGUAUGCAGUGAGGAGGUCGCAUCACUUUCCGAGAAUGGUCAACUGGGAGAGUAAGCCGAACACUACACUCGGGAAGGAUGAAGUGACCAAAUUAUUUGCUAAAAAUGUAAGUUUGUUACGCUUUAUGUUGAAUUCAUGUUAAUUUCCAUAUAUUAUAUUAAUAUAUUUGUUAUAUUUUUCAGUUGACAGUGUACUCCAUGUUAUGUCCUCGGUAGAACGAGAUUGAGUUUGUGAGUUACAUAACCGGGGGUCAGCCUCCGUUAUUGGUUGACUUGGAGGAACUUGUGUUGGGUGAGGAUGGGCAACCAACACAGGAUGCUUUGCGAAGCCAGGCCGAAAAGCUUGCCUCCACAUUGGAAGAACGAGCGGAGGCAGCCCGAAUA